AUGUACGUUGAUUCACAAUUCCGGGGUGUCGCCAACGACGAUAUCCUCACAGAUGAGCAGCUACUGCGAAAUUCCGAGCGCGCGGCUUCUGUCGAAGACUUAGAGGCUACCAUCAAAUUCGAAUGGGAUGCCCUCGAAAGACAGGAUUUCUUGGUUGCGCUAGCCAGCGCACCCAUCGGAUCUUCAAAAGAAGAGGCUCGUAAGAAACUUACGGCCCAAAUCAAAUUCGCGGAGGAAAUCGGCUGGCAAGAUGUCGUCAUUAAGGACGAAGCGGCCGUCGACGAAGCCCGCGGUGGAAACACCAGUCUCGAGGCGCGCUUUUGGGAAUUUGCUACCCCAUCCAAAUAUGCUACCCCAGCCAAACGACCGGCCUCUUCUACCUCCCCGGGCAUGCAGAGGGAGCUCAACGAAGAGCGGAGGGCCGAUGACGGACGACCAAGAGCGGGCAAUGGAAGCGGCGGCCCAAGCGAGGCGAAUCCGCCUGAAGGAGAUGAAGAAAGCGAACCGUAG
Molecule: messenger RNA, 510 nt
Organism: Neurospora tetraspora
Lineage: Eukaryota; Fungi; Ascomycota; Sordariomycetes; Sordariales; Sordariaceae
Exons: 2
Coding region: 1-510 (169 amino acids)
Source: RefSeq, a predicted model, not a curated record